Molecule: messenger RNA, 1077 nt
Organism: Urocitellus parryii (Arctic ground squirrel)
Lineage: Eukaryota; Metazoa; Chordata; Mammalia; Rodentia; Sciuridae
Gene: Asmt
Product: acetylserotonin O-methyltransferase
Molecular function (GO): O-methyltransferase activity; protein dimerization activity
Source: RefSeq, a predicted model, not a curated record
AUGGGCUCCGCGCUGGACCCCGCCUUCCGCCUGCUGCAGGAGCACGCGCACGGCUUCAUGGUCUCCCAGGUUCUCUUCGCCGCCUGCGAGCUGGGCCUCUUCGACCUGCUGGCCGAGGCCCCGGGGCCCCUGGACGUGGCGGCCAUCUCCGAAGGCCUGGGCGCCAGCCCCCGGGGGACAGAGCUGCUGCUGGCAGCCUGUGUGCCCCUGCGGCUGCUGGACGUGGACACCCGCGGGGGGACGGCCCGGUACGCGAACUCGGAGCUGGCCCGCGCCUACCUGACCAGCCGCAGCCCCACGGGCCAGCGCGCCAUGCUCCGGUACCUGGGCAGCACCACCUACCGCUGCUGGGCCCACCUGGCCGACGCCGUGAGACAGGGCAGCAACCAGUACCUGAGGGCCUUCGGCGUCCCCGCGGGGGACCUGUUCGCGGCCAUCUACAGGUCCCCGGCCGAGCGGCUGCAGUUCACGCGAGGCCUGCAGGAGAUCUGGAGCGUCGACGGGCGSCGGGUGCUGACCGCCUUCGACCUGUCCCCGUUCCGCACCGUCUGCGACCUCGGGGGUGGGGCCGGGGCGCUGGCCCAGGAGUGCGCCUCUCUGUACCCCGGGUGCCAGGUCACCGUCUUCGAGGUCCCCGAGGUGGUGCAGACGGCCAGGGCCCACCUCCCGCUGCCGACGGAAGGGCAGGUGGGCUUCCGCGAAGGGGACUUCUUCGCAGACCCCCUCCCCGAGGCCGACCUCUACAUCCUGGCCAGGGUCCUGCACGACUGGYCAGACGAGACGUGCUCCCGGCUGCUGGCCAGCGUCCACCACGCCUGCAGGCCCGGUGGCGGCGUCCUGGUGGUGGAGCGUGUGCUGGACGCGGACGGCCGGGGCCCGCUGGCCACGCUGCUGGGCUCGCUCAACAUGCUGCUGCAGGCCGAGGGCUGCGAGAGGACCGCCGCCCAGUUCCGCGCGCUGCUGGCCGCCGCCGGCUUCGGGGACUUCGCGCUGCGCAGGACGGGCGGCGUCCACGAUGCCAUCCUGGCCACCAAGGCGCUGCCCGGGGCCGGCCACCCUGGGGCCCGAGGACAAUAA